AUGUCCCAAGUUCUUAUUGAUCAUCUCCCUUACAUUGACACCGAUGAACCAUCGGAACAAAUGAUCCAGCUCUCGAAAACUCUCAUUGACAAAGAACUUACUCACAUGAAUCCAUCAAAUCUUCAUCCAAAUCUUCCCAAACCUCUUUCGUCAUCUCUGUCUGAACCUCUCGACUCUUGGCUCACACAUGUCGGCACUCGCACCGACUCUGAUCCCCACCACAAAUACCCUCGUCUUGACUUAGACCGCUAUUCUUCUCCCCUUUCUUCUUCAUCUUCUUCUUCUCCAGACCUUGCUCAAGCUUAUGUUGCACUUGCUUACACUCAAGCUCGUCGUGAGAGUUUGGCAUUGGCUGCAACUCACGGCAAAAACCAGUGGCUUGCAGGCAACGCUACACUAGAACGUACACUUGAAAAUGUAGAGUCUGCUCAACGCGAAGCUCGUGCACGCGUUGAACUGGCCCAGAAUGCAAGACGAGAGGCUCAAAAUGCUGCACGGCCCACAGUCGAGUAUUUGGAAGACCGUUGGAAAAAUGGGAUCCAAAAUGUGGUUCAGGUCAAUGUUGCUGCGCUAGAACUUAAGGCCCAAAAGAAAGAGUAA
Molecule: messenger RNA, 600 nt
Organism: Magnusiomyces paraingens
Lineage: Eukaryota; Fungi; Ascomycota; Dipodascomycetes; Dipodascales; Dipodascaceae
Exons: 2
Coding region: 1-600 (199 amino acids)
Biological process (GO): mRNA processing
Cellular component (GO): catalytic step 2 spliceosome; precatalytic spliceosome; Prp19 complex
Source: RefSeq, a predicted model, not a curated record